Messenger RNA from Selaginella moellendorffii, 1278 nucleotides. Its product is annotated as nitrile-specifier protein 5. The record is from RefSeq and is a predicted model, not a curated record. Gene Ontology annotation, molecular function: protein binding. The coding region runs from base 1 to 1239 and encodes 412 amino acids. NCBI's taxonomy places the organism in Eukaryota, Viridiplantae, Streptophyta, Lycopodiopsida, Selaginellales, Selaginellaceae. The transcript has 9 exons.
AUGAUGAUGAUGAUGAUGAUGGAGAGCCGUGACUUUUGGGAUCAUAAAAAAUUUCAAAUGCCUUUUAGGGUGGGGCGGAAAGCGAUGCACGAGGAGAGAGCGUUGGUAGUGGGAAGCGAGAACAGGCUCGACGCCUUCCAGACUUAUGCGGGGAACAAAUCCGCCGGCAUCCGCCUGCGCAGGGACGUACAUCUGGAGCAAGGGACGUACAUCUGGAGCAAGCCUGUGAUGAAAGGAACGCACCCUUCUCCUCGGGACAGCCACAGCUCCACGGCUGUCGGGUCUAAGCUCUAUGUGUUUGGUGGUACCGAUGGAACCAGCCCGCUAGACGAUCUCUUUGUUUUGGAUACUGCUACCAACACCUGGGGGAAACCCGACGUUUUUGGUGAUGUUCCUGCUCCAAGAGAAGGACAUAGCGCAUCUCUCAUCGGUGACAACCUGUUCGUGUUUGGGGGAUGUGGGAAAUCCAGCGAUCCCUCAGAGGAGGAGUACUACAACGACCUCCAUGUUUUGAACACGAAUACUUUUGUCUGGAAGAAGAUUUCUACCACUGGAGUCUCGCCUAUUCCUCGGGAUAUCCAUACCUGCUCUUCCUAUAAGAACUGUUGCAUUGUCAUGGGUGGCGAGAACAGUGGUAAUGCCUAUCUAUACGACAUUCAUAUUCUGGACACAGAAACAAUGGCAUGGCGGGAGGUAAAGACGACUGAGCAAGGCAUAUUAUUCUUCUAUGGGGGAUGUAACGAAGAGCUUGAAGCUCUGGAUGACAUGUAUUUCCUCGACACAGAGAUGCUGAGGGAGAAAGAUCCAUCAGAACCAAAGCUAUCCAUGCGUAAGGAACUUAAGAGAAGGCGGCAAGAGUAUCGUGCCACGCCAUUCGUGCUAGACAAGCAACGGGAUGCGGACAAGAGCUUGGUUUCAUCUCACGGAGAGUUUCAAGCUCACGUUCAGCCGCUAGGCGAGAAGAUGUUCAAGGCUAGAGUACGCGACGUAUUCAACUACGGAUACACGCUAGAAGCCUCCAUCGAUGGGAAGCUCUUCCGUGGGCUGCUCUUCUCGUACAAGCCUGGCUUUGCUCAGGCAGUGCAAUCUUACAUCCUCAGUUACUCUCUAAUGCCAGGAAGGAAAACAUCACAGGAGGAAACCGCAGGACGUCCAAAAGGCCGUAGUAAAGGCCAACCGAGCAAAGAGGAGUUCAAAGAAACCAUGGAUAUCCAUACCUGCUCUUCCUAUAAUUAUUAAAGUUUCACAAAGUCUUUAUUACACAGCCUCACCUUUUUU